Solanum tuberosum (potato) is the source of this 1042-nucleotide messenger RNA. Its product is annotated as ubiquitin carboxyl-terminal hydrolase isozyme L3-like. The record is from RefSeq and is a predicted model, not a curated record. Bases 125 to 829 code for a protein of 234 amino acids. Gene Ontology annotation, biological process: protein deubiquitination; ubiquitin-dependent protein catabolic process. Gene Ontology annotation, cellular component: cytoplasm. NCBI's taxonomy places the organism in Eukaryota, Viridiplantae, Streptophyta, Magnoliopsida, Solanales, Solanaceae. The transcript has 9 exons. Gene Ontology annotation, molecular function: cysteine-type deubiquitinase activity.
GUGUAAUGAGUAGAUUUUUAGCUUUGCAAAACGUAUAUAAAGAAGAGACCGCUUCAGAGUUCACACAGUAUACGCUACGUCUCCUUCCAAAACAGAGCAGAGAUAAGAGAAGUAGAAGGAAUCCAUGGCCGACAUUGCUAAGAAAUGGCUUCCUCUUGAAGCUAAUCCUGAUGUCAUGAAUCAGUUCCUUUGGUGUCGUGGUGUUCCACCGGAUGAGGUAGAGUGCUAUGAUGUUUAUGGGUUGGAUGAAGAACUUUUGGGAAUGGUACCCAAGCCGGUCCUUGCUGUUUUGUUUCUCUAUCCUCUAACAUCACAGAGUGAAGCAGAGAGAGUACAGCAAGACGGCGAAACAAAGGUGCAGGACCCCACCAGUACCAUUUACUUCAUGAAACAAACAGUGGGAAAUGCAUGUGGAACAAUUGGUCUACUUCAUGCUAUUGGGAAUAUUACCUCAGAGAUAAAACUUGAUGAGGGCUCAUUCUUGGACAAGUUCUUUAAAUCAACUGCAUGCAUGGACCCGAUGGAGCGUGCUUCAUUCCUUGAAAGUGAUAGAGAAAUAGAGGUUGCUCAUUCAGUAGCAGCUACUGCUGGUGACACUGAGGUUCCAGUAAAUGUGGACACCCAUUUCAUCUGCUUCACAUGUGUUGAUGGACAACUCUAUGAACUUGAUGGAAGGAAGUCCGGACCAAUUUCACAUGGUACAUCUACUCCAAGCAGCCUGUUACAGGAUGCUGCUAAAGUUAUACAAAAGAUGAUGCAAAAAAAUCCAGACUCGAUGAACUUCAACGUCAUUGCCAUAUCGAAGAGAGUUAAAGGUGAUGCUCCAUGAGCGCAGAGUUGUAUGGCCUGUGUAUCUUUUGGUCACAUUUCUAAUGUAGAAAGAGCUAAAGAUGGACUUAUGUCAUCACGUUUUGACAUGGAGCCAUUACCACUGCAUACCUUGACUGAGAUCCUUUUGUCUUCAGCCACUGUUGUAUAAAAAUCAAAGACGCACUUGUUAUACAAACCUUAGACAAAAAGUUGUAGCGCAAAUGUUAAAUCA